This is a messenger RNA of Punctularia strigosozonata HHB-11173 SS5, 1350 nucleotides long. RefSeq names its product DEAD-domain-containing protein. Bases 1 to 1350 code for a protein of 449 amino acids. The transcript has 5 exons. The record is from RefSeq and is a predicted model, not a curated record. Gene Ontology annotation, molecular function: nucleic acid binding; RNA helicase activity; ATP binding. Lineage: Eukaryota; Fungi; Basidiomycota; Agaricomycetes; Corticiales; Punctulariaceae.
AUGCCGUCGCCUGAAGAAGCCAGUACAUCAACAGCGGAGCCUACUUUCAAGUCUCUUGGACUCAUCAACCCUUUACUGGAAGCCCUUGAUCAGCUGAAGUACAAGGAGCCGACGGAUAUCCAGAGAGAGGCGCUACCCCAUGCUCUCGAAGGUCGCGACAUCAUCGGCGUAGCGUCGACGGGAUCCGGAAAGACCGCCGCGUUCGCGCUGCCUAUACUGCAGAAACUAUGGGAGGAGCCGAGGGGUCUCUUCGCCUGCGUCUUGGCGCCCACUCGUGAACUCGCGUACCAGAUCUCGCAGCAGUUUGAGGCUCUGGGAUCGGCCAUGGGCGUGCGGUGUGCGGUGUUGGUGGGAGGAAUGGAUCUGAUUGACCAGGCUGUCGCGCUGGCGAAGAAGCCGCAUAUCAUCGUGGCCACGCCGGGACGUCUGCAGCAGCAUCUCACGGAGACUAAAGGGUUCAGCUUGAGAGGGCUCAAGUUCCUGGUACUAGACGAGGCGGAUCGUCUACUGGAUCUGGACUUCGGCCCGGUCAUCGACCAAAUUCUGAAGAUCAUACCGAAGGAACGGACAACGUACCUGUUCUCCGCCACAAUGACCACGAAGGUCGCCAAGCUGCAAAGGGCAAGUUUGUCCAAUCCUAUACGGGUGGAGGUCUCUUCCAAAUACCAAACAGUAUCUACGCUCUUACAAUAUUACCUAUUUAUACCACUCUCCCAAAAGGACGUUCACCUCAUAUACCUCGCCAACUCUCUUGCCUCGAACUCGAUCAUCAUCUUCACUCGAACGGUCCAUGAUGCUCAGCGAUUAUCCAUCAUGCUCCGCAUCCUCGGCUUUCCCGCCGUCCCCCUGCACGGUCAGCUCAGUCAAAGCGCUCGGCUAGGCGCUCUGGCCAAGUUCAAAAGCGGGGGCCGAAAGGUGCUCGUAGCGACCGACGUCGCGAGCCGAGGGCUGGACAUCCCCUCGGUGGACAUCGUCAUCAACUUCGACAUCCCGAACCACUCGAAGGACUACAUCCACCGCGUCGGCCGGACGGCGCGCGCGGGGCGGUCCGGAAAAUCGAUCACGCUCGUGACGCAGUACGACGUCGAGCUGAUCCAGCGGAUCGAGGAGGUGAUAGAGAAGAAGAUGGAGUUGUGGCCGACGGAUAAAGAGGAGAUCGCGCUGUUGAGGGAGAGGGUGAACGAGGCGGGGCGGCUGGCGAUCAACGAGAUGAAGGAGCAAGCCGCGGGUGGCGGUGGGGGGAGGAAGCGGAGAGUGCAGGGAGGGGGUGGUCGAGAUGACCGGGAUCGGGACGACGACGAGGUCGAGGCGGGGAUGCCGUCAAGGAAGAGAAGCAAGGGGCGGCGAUGA